This is a messenger RNA of Pipistrellus nathusii (Nathusius's pipistrelle), 366 nucleotides long. NCBI's taxonomy places the organism in Eukaryota, Metazoa, Chordata, Mammalia, Chiroptera, Vespertilionidae. The record is from the annotation of a GenBank genome assembly.
AUGGUCCCUCGCUCCCAGAGGAAAGCAGGAGGAGGCCGCAGGGUGUCAGCAGACCGCCCUCGGCCACCUCCUCUCCCCAGAAUCCGACUCCAGGGUCUGGGCUCCAAUCUGCCAGUGGCUCUGCAUGGCCUUCCUCACCGGAGCAGCCAGGGCCGUCGCCUAGCCCUGCACAGGGGCCAGCUCUCCCUCUCGCUGUCUCCCAGGCCCCAUCCAGCCCAGCCCGUGCUCACUGUGCCCCAAAGUGCAAUUACACCCCCCCAGCCUGGGACCAGCAGACCAUUCACUCAGGUUGCUGAAUCCUGGUCAUCCCGGCUGCCUCUUAGGAGUGGCCUCGCCAAGGCCUCCCUGUCCCCUCACAGCGGGUGA